AUGAAUACCUCCAGUAGCAUGACAGUGUCUCAUGAUUCUGUGUACGGUUACGCAGAAAAAGCUAGUCUGACGAUUCGGAUACGGUUAGUUGUUAUCCCAGUAAUUUUUAUUGUUGGCUUUUUAGGAAACACGCUCACUGCCUCUCUUUUCCUAGGAAAAUCCCUGCGAGCGAAGUCCUGCAGCAUCUAUCUCGCUGUCAAGGCUAUCUCCGACAACGGCUUCCUUGUUUCUCUUCUAGUGGCAUGGCUUGACUUUGUGGAUGUUCGAAUCUUCCACACGCAAGUUGUAUGUCACAUGACUUUGUAUCUUUCAUACGUCUGUGGAUUUGUGUCUGUCUGGUCCGUCGUAUUGGUGACCAUUGAAAACUACGUCAGAAUAUGUCGCCCUUCUGAAGUUCGAUCACUAUGUAGCCGCUAUGUUGCCAAGCGGAUAACAAUUCUUGGAGUUGUGUUUGGCUGCAUGUUGUACAAUUAUCCUCUCUGGACCAUGGAUAUCUCCCCUCCGCAACCACACCAACAAAGGUUUUGUCACACUCUGCAUAAGUUUGAACGCUUUGAAGUAGUUAUGACGUACGUUGAUACAGUUUUAACUCUUGUUAUUCCCCUCAUAAUUAUCAUUAUUCUCAUCUGCAUCAUUGCUGUCAGCUUGGUAGAUGCCUCCAAACGUCGGGAUCGUCUUCGGAAGUCUUCGUCUUAUUCCAGUGUAAAUUCUACACAACCUAAAAAUCGUUCUGCACCCACUUUACCACAUUCCAAAGUCACAAAAAUGUUGUUAAGUGUGUCGCUUGUCUUUGUCUGUCUGCAUACUCCAAGUCAUGCAAUCAGAAUGAAGGCGACAUUGGAGAAUUUAUUGGGUCAAACAACUGUGACGUCACAGAUGGACAGAGUGUUGCAACAUUUCUUUUUGGUGCUAUACUACCUAAACUUUUCUAUAUACUUUUUUAUUUACAUCAUCUGUGGACAAAAUUUCAGAAAAGUUCUGAAGAAGAAAAUAAAUCAGUGGUAUGGAAGAAAGGAACAUGUGACAAGAACUUCGGACUGCGUCCUGAAUAAUCGAACCGAGGACAUCGAACUCGAGACAUCGAAGAACACGUUAGAUAUGGACUAG
This is a messenger RNA of Saccostrea echinata, 1107 nucleotides long. RefSeq names its product kappa-type opioid receptor-like. The record is from RefSeq and is a predicted model, not a curated record. Bases 1 to 1107 code for a protein of 368 amino acids. Gene Ontology annotation, biological process: G protein-coupled receptor signaling pathway. Gene Ontology annotation, cellular component: plasma membrane. Gene Ontology annotation, molecular function: G protein-coupled receptor activity. The transcript has a single exon. Lineage: Eukaryota; Metazoa; Mollusca; Bivalvia; Ostreida; Ostreidae.